Messenger RNA from Austrofundulus limnaeus, 1564 nucleotides. RefSeq names its product geminin DNA replication inhibitor (gene gmnn). Gene Ontology annotation, cellular component: nucleus. Gene Ontology annotation, biological process: negative regulation of cell cycle; negative regulation of DNA replication. The record is from RefSeq and is a predicted model, not a curated record. Bases 475 to 1254 code for a protein of 259 amino acids. The transcript is spliced from 7 exons. NCBI's taxonomy places the organism in Eukaryota, Metazoa, Chordata, Actinopteri, Cyprinodontiformes, Rivulidae.
CCCUCUAGUCUUAUACUGGCUACGUUUGGUAAAAAACGGAGCUAAUAAUACAUCAAAACUCAAAUCUAUAUUUUAAUUAUAAACUGAAAAACAUCAAUAAAUCAGCAAUAAAACUAAGUCAUUUUKAUUUUUUAUUUUUUUCUUAGAUGGGGGAAUGAUCCAAAGGCUAAGACUACAUAUCCUUGAUCAAAAUUCAGUAUCUUAAGACAUGACUUUCAGGCCAAAUUGUUUUGUUUUUGUCCAACCUGCCACUUUAAGAAUUACAAAAAAAAAAAAAAAAAAAAAAAAAAAAAACAAAAUUAAAGGAAACAACUUAGAUGUCACUUUUUUAUAUACCUAAAUGUUAUCAAAACCCAACGGGAGCGGCCACUACCACGACAAACACAUGCUGGUACUACUUUUACUUGUGAGAUCGUGACCUACAACAAGCAGACACAUAUUGCGUUAAGCGGGUCAUUUCAGAGUCCCUCAUCCAUGGCUGUUUGUGUGUUUGUAGACUGCGUUAUGAGCGUGUUACAGACGGACUGGGCAUACGGACAAACAUGGCAGGUUAAACAAGUGUUCUGUGUUACACUUUUUAGAGCCCAGAAAAUGAGUGCCACUGGAAAACAGAGUCAGAAGUCCAACGAAAACAUAAUGAGCUUUUUUACAACAUCACAAAAUAAAAUGGGACAACCCAGGCAAAGGCUGCAGGUCCUCCAACCCUCAGCAGUCAACACAAGUUUGAAAUCAGCUCAGAUGGGAAAAGGUAUUCCCAAGCGGAAGCAGUGGAUGCCUGAUGAAACUAGAGGCCCCAAGAGAGUAAAGAUGGAAGUUAAAUCCACACAAACAGAGGAAACUGAUUGUUUACCAGAUGGUGUCUCCAGGGAAGCUUAUGACCUUAUGGUCAAAGAAACUCCACCUUCCUCUUACUGGAAAGAAGUAGCCGAGGAGCGUCGUGAAGCCUUGUACAAUGUCCUCCAGGAGAAUGAGAAGUUGCAUAAAGACAUUGAGGCCAGAGAUGAGCAGAUUAAACUGCUUCAGAGUGAAAACGAAGAGCUGCAGGACUUGGCACAACACGUUCAGUACAUGGCCGACAUGAUCGAGAGGCUGACUGGGAAAUGUCCUGACAACCUGGGAGAAAUGAAGGACAUUGCUCUUGAUGUGGAGGAGAAACGGGAUGAAGAUGAGGAUGAGGAGGAUCUUGACUACAGUGAUGAAUAUGAAGAAACCCCAGACCAGGAACAAGCAGGACCCUCAGGGGAGCAGCAUUAACCACAGAAACCUGACUGCAGAUGGUUCUUCAUCUUUAACAUGAUUUUUUUACAAGAUGACAUUUUUUCUUUUUUGGACAUUUGAAAAAGUAAAGGUUGCUUCUGGAGAGUUUUCACUGUAAACGGCCAUUUCUAAAAGGCAACACUUUUUAUGUAAUUUAUUAAAUGAAACAUUCUUGUUUGGCAGAGGAGUCUUUGACAGGGAUUUACGCUUGAUGUUUCUGCUGAGACAAGAUGUUGGCUUAAUGUACAGGAGAGUGGCUUCAUGGAUUUACAGUUGUGUACAAUAAAUUUUAUGUUUUCUAUCUUCU